Molecule: messenger RNA, 1284 nt
Organism: Cadophora gregata
Lineage: Eukaryota; Fungi; Ascomycota; Leotiomycetes; Helotiales; Ploettnerulaceae
Exons: 1
Coding region: 1-1284 (427 amino acids)
Source: RefSeq, a predicted model, not a curated record
AUGUUCCGGGAUCAAACAUCUUUUCAAUUAAGCCCAUUCUUUGACUCGGACUCGUUCCGCAUACUGGUCCUUCAGUCGUGCAAUGUGCCGGCUAUUCGACAAGUAGUCAUUGCGAUUGGAGCUCUGACAAAAGCAUGCAUGACCUUUCACAAACAGAAGGACAAGCAGCCAAGCAUAUGUGCAGUUGACGCUAGAAAGCAUCAUGGAGCCGCGAUCACGGAGUAUUCCAAAGCCCUUGGACUGAUGAGAGAGGCAAGCAGUGAGGGGCGGCAAGAUCUGAGGACCACCUUGAUCACCUCCUUGCUGAUCGCCUGCUUUGAGUGCUGCCACGGGAACUAUGCUUUGGCGGAUGCGCAGGUUGAGAGUGGUAUAGGCUUGAUAAAUAGUUGGCGAAAGUCAUAUCCGAGUCGAGCUUCCGAACUUUCCUCUCCUGCACCGGAUGUGGUCGAGGACCUGCUGAUCCAGAUGUUUUUCGGUCUCGACAUUCAGAGCAGCAUGUUUGGUACAAAGCACACAGCAGACCAGCAUCGAACAAUGAUGUACGGAGGUGAGGAUACGGUCCAAAACAUGCCGGCUUGCUUCAACGAUCUUGAGACUGCGCGUGCAUAUCUUCAGCUAAUCAUCAAGCGCCUUUUGCACUGCAUGCAUAGUGUUAUCCUAUCCCACAACACCGAAAAUGCAGUAGAGGGACGUACCAGCAGUCAGUCCCAGCAAGGAUAUGUGGAAGAACAGUUUCUGUACGAUCUCGUUUCCGACAGUUCUAUAAAUCCAUCCACUUUCCAAUUCGAGUACAUUCACUACCGGUCGCAGUUGGACAGAUGGAUCUAUUCAUUCCACUCUCUCCUCGAACAACAACCUUUCUUACACCACGAGUUGGUUGUAACGCUGCUCCGUCUGGGAUACAGGUCUUGCUUACUGCUGCUGAACACAAUCAUAGGGCAGGAAAAUGUAUCAUUGGAAGAAGAUACACAAAAUAUAGCGGAGAUCAUUCAUGAAUCGAAUAUCGUGGUUGAUGGUCUCCGAACCAGGUCAAAUGCCCAUUUCAUGGUCGUUCAGGGCAUGAUAGAUCCCAUAAGAUUAUCGGAAACUUUAAAGCUGUCAAGUCGAAGUGGUCGAUUGGAGGCUAUUGAGAUCCUGUUCAGAUGGCCAAGGAGCGAAGGGACGUCGGGUAGCCUUUUUGUUGGCAGGACAUUGAAUUGUGCUCAAUUAACCAAGAGGAAUGAAACCAUUGCUCUCCCUAUAGGAGAUGAAGUCAUGAGAGAGACGUUGAGAGAAGACCUGUAG